UGGUUGAACAUGAACGCGCCAAGUCUCCGGUUGGAAGCGAAGUGUAUAGAGCAGCAGCAGCAUCACAGCGUUGACAAGACACACUCGAUUCAAAAUGAAACUCGUUCUGAUGGCUUUGGUUCUGGUGAGUUUGGCAAUGCUGUCACCGAUUCGUGCUGAUGAGAAAAUGACCAAGGAUUCGACUGCUGACGAUUUCGCAGCCGGAAUGGAAGGAUUGAACGUCGACGAGACCAAACAUCGGCCAGUCUUCAUCCUCCCCAGACCAUUUCCGGUUUACGGUGGCUACGGCGGAUACGGGGGUUAUGGUGGAUACGGUGGAUACGGCGGGGGUUACGGUGGUUACGGCGGCGGUUUCGGAGGCUACGGCUAUGGUCACAGACCAUUUUACGGUUAAAAGGAUAACGACUACUUGACAAAAAUGGCUCUCUUCUGACUCCCUUUUCCAAUUAUUUCCAAGUGGCGUCUUCAGCUAAAUGUAGUAAUUUUUGAUAUCCGGAUAACGUCAUUUACCUUGAACACAAUUACAUAACAAGUGUUUUGAUAUCUCAACUUGUGAAAAAUCCCGGUGCCUUAUUCAUUUAGCAAAUACAAAACAGUUUCGCUUUUUAA
Daphnia pulex (common water flea) is the source of this 609-nucleotide messenger RNA. Its product is annotated as prismalin-14-like. The record is from RefSeq and is a predicted model, not a curated record. NCBI's taxonomy places the organism in Eukaryota, Metazoa, Arthropoda, Branchiopoda, Diplostraca, Daphniidae. The transcript is spliced from 5 exons. The coding region runs from base 95 to 394 and encodes 99 amino acids.